UAUCGGACCAAUAAAUUGAUGUAAACAAUUAUGCAGUUCUCGAACUUUGAUCUAACUUAUUGUAAACAAACGGAACGAAGCGUAUCAAGCAUUUGGGAAUUUGUGGGCUCAAGAUUAUGCCUGUUUAUUAUUUAUAUGCAUCUUAUAUAACACCCCCGGAACUCCCUGAUGACAGACCUCAAAUAUUUGGGCGUGUUUUUCAUAAGCUUUCUUAUUAAACAAUGUAGCCAGCAACUCGAUCUUUCUUACCAUUCAGGGGGUUAAUUCCCGAAAUAAGAGAGUAGAAUACUUGAAAGUGGGCAUGAUUUUCUGACCCUUCGGAGAACUGUAUUACUAAAUACUGAUAGAAGAGUCGUUCCAGGUUCAUUCUUGGGUGAAAAAGUCUUUCCGUCGUCCAUUAGUCUCAACUCAACUAUAAAGAGCCAAAAUUGGAUGCAUUUACAAUUUUGUUCGACAAAUCUUUGUCCAUAGCUGUUUAUUUAGGAUUAUUCGCCCUAGAAGAGAAACAUGCCCACUCCCUUUCUCAGCGAUUCUGCUUCCUCGUUUUCAAGAAUAUGGGUCCUGCAAUGUGACAUACUCCAAGGGCCAACAGUAUGAAAUACUGAUCAAGUCUUGGAAGAAUUCAGGCUCCUCGGAAUUUAGGUUCUAUAUCCGCUACUACUAGAAAUAUCAUCGCUCAUCAACUUUGAAACUACCUGUAGUACCUCACAAUAAACUGAAGAUCCCUCCUCGAUUGCAGAUUUGAUUAUUUACUCAUUUUAGUUGACACAUUGAUUUGAUCUUAUGAGGUGACACAAAAUAUCCAGUAUCCACUAAGCCAACGUCCUGCCGAAAAUCCAUAAACAGGCAACUACUCACGGACUUAUUGCAAAAAUAUUUGGAAAAAAUAAAAAAUGUUGACAUAAUAUGUGGCGUUCCAUACACUGCCUUACCAAUUGCCACAGUUCUUUCCUUGAAAACAAACAUUCCCAUGGUAAUGCGAAGAAAAGAGGCAAAAGAUUAUGGUACCAAAAAGAUGAUUGAAGGCGUUUUCAAAAAAGGUGAUAACUGCCUUAUUAUAGAGGAUGUUGUCACUUCUGGCAGCAGCAUAUUGGAGACUGUAGAAGAUUUAACAGCCGAAGGCAUAAAAUGCUCGGAUGUUGUAGUGUUUUUAAAUAGAGAACAAGGAGGUGCAGAAUAUUUGAAGCAUAAUGGUGUCAAUAUGCAUUCAUUGCUAAACUUGACUGAUUUAAUGAGGUAUCUCAAGGAAGAAGGUUGUAUUGAUGAGAAGACUGUAAAUAAAGUCAGUGAUUAUUUACAUACAACACAAGUCGAUCACGAGGCUUUGUCAAAAUCACUUUCCAAAGAUAGACUGUACCUUUCUUUCGCUGAACGUGCGAAAAUUGCCAAAAAUCCAAUUGCCGCGAAGCUUUUCCAAAUAAUGGCUACAAAACAGACGACGCUAUGUCUGGCUGCAGACCUGACAGACUCCACAGCACUCCUUAAUCUAGCAGAACAGGCUGGUCCGCAUAUAUGUGCUCUAAAAACGCAUAUAGACAUUGUGGACGACUUUCAUCCAAAUCUGAUCAAACCAUUGCGAGAAAUUGCCAACAGGCACAAUUUUAUUCUGUUCGAGGAUAGGAAGUUCUGUGAUAUUGGAAAAACAAUAGAGCUGCAAUACAGCAAAGGCAUUUAUAAAAUAUCAACGUGGGCGCAAUUGGUGACAGCACAUGCACUCUUAGGUAAAGGUGUUCUCGAGGUAAUAAAGAAAUCAGAAGGAUUAGAGAAAAGAGGUGUAUUUUUACUUGCUGAAGCCAGUUGUUCGGGGACGCUAAUAGAUGCAAAAUAUGCUAAGAGUACCAUGAAGAUGGCUGAGGAAUAUCCGGAAUUAGUUGCAGGAAUCGUGUGUCAAUCACCCAUGUUUCUGAACCAACCUGGCCUUAUUCAACUGACACCGGGCGUGCAAAUAGACAAUAAAUCUGAUGAUGUAGACCAACAAUACAACAGUCCAGAAAUAGUUGUGACCGAAAAAGGGUGUGAUAUCGCAGUUGUUGGUAGAGGUAUCACCAAAGCUGCUGAUGCCGCUCUUGCUGCUGAAAAGUACAGAAAGAUUCUGUGGGAUGCUUAUCUACAGAGAAUCAAGAAGAACCACAAGUGACCUUUUAUGUCAUAUUAAAUAUUACGAAAAGAUUGUGUAAUAUUUUUAUAUUCUGUUAUGAUUAAAUAUAUUGUACCUGUUGAAAUAUGAAAAAUAUAUUCUUGUACCAACUGAA
Molecule: messenger RNA, 2252 nt
Organism: Acanthoscelides obtectus
Lineage: Eukaryota; Metazoa; Arthropoda; Insecta; Coleoptera; Chrysomelidae
Source: the annotation of a GenBank genome assembly